Striga asiatica is the source of this 567-nucleotide messenger RNA. The record is from the annotation of a GenBank genome assembly. Lineage: Eukaryota; Viridiplantae; Streptophyta; Magnoliopsida; Lamiales; Orobanchaceae.
AUGUGGGAUUUUGCAUUGCCACACACAAAGGAUGAACAUUUCCAAUUUAUCCGAGAAGGGUUUUCAAACAAAUGGCGUACUGCAACUGAAGAAAAAUUUUGUACCAACCUUCUUCAUUUCAUCCAGUCUGAAGGGAUGAAGAGCGAUGCUGACGUAGACAUGGCAUUUGAGAAAAUCUACCAUACUUGUUUGGCAGAAAUCGAUCCGAAUUUGACUUUUAAAGAAUGCUACGUCACGUUCAUGGUGUUGAAAGACGGGUAUUGGACAUUUAAAUUCUUUCUAGAAUGUGUAAAUGGUGUUUUCGACAUCCACGCAAAAACCGUCUAUCUGGACGAGGACGAUGGAGAGGAAGCAUUUGAGUUUUGGCCAUUAGCACACCAUUACUGUAACAAUCCUAAGCCUCUUUGGGAAACCUGGAAAAUAAUUUUUGAACCCCUACGGCUUUACUCAUAUCUUGGCGAAGACCUCGCUAGAGCUCGACGUAACUCUCGCAAACUCGAUCAAUUACUUCGGGACUACCAGGCUGAAGAACGACGUAUGGCAGCUCGAAGAAAGAGAGGAAAUUGA